Molecule: messenger RNA, 3701 nt
Organism: Leptidea sinapis
Lineage: Eukaryota; Metazoa; Arthropoda; Insecta; Lepidoptera; Pieridae
Exons: 3
Coding region: 200-3589 (1129 amino acids)
Biological process (GO): regulation of transcription by RNA polymerase II
Molecular function (GO): RNA polymerase II cis-regulatory region sequence-specific DNA binding; DNA-binding transcription factor activity
Source: RefSeq, a predicted model, not a curated record
UCAAGUGUCACCUGCAUUAUCAAAAGUCAAAACACCAUACAAUUAAUAAAUAAUUAUUAAUUACAUACUUCAUAACUUUUUAAGGAUACUGAACAUGCAAAAUAAAAUAAAACAAUAAUAAUUAUAAUUAUGCUAUCAUGGUUUUUUUCAUGAAGCAAAAAAUCAUUGAAAACUUUAAUUUCUAAGUUUAAGGUUUAUUAUGUGCGAUAUGUCCUCUAAAUGCUUUAUAAAAAGUGUAAAUACUGCAGGUGCUGUGCCUUUACAAAGAAUGGAAAUUAGCACAAAUGAAGAUAAAGUUAUGUCCUACGAAGAAAAAUGUGUGGGGUCGACAUUGUUUUUUAAGUGUGAAGCUUGCCCUUAUAUGGCCCUUGCUGAAGAUGACAUUAAAUUUCAUUUAUUCACUGCUCACCCUGAACUCGCUAAGAGGAAUGGGCUUGCCGAUAAUAUCCAAAUUGCCUGUCCUGGAUGCGCUUGCAGCUUCGAUACUGAAGAGACCCUAAGAACGCAUCUACGUAACCAUCAUAAGAUGGGUAUUAAAGAUGUUAAAAAAAUGGUUAAGAGCUUAGUUCAAAUAGCCUUGAAAGAUGCAAAGUUAAAAAAAGAGGAGCCUUCAUGUGGGGCUGGUCCGAAUUCUCACCAAGAUUUGCCUGAAGUUAAAAUACCACAAGUAAUAGAGAUUGUUCCGGAUAUGCAAAGUGCCAACAUUGAAGGUUUACCUAAAGGUGUUGCAUUUAUCUCAAUGGAAGAACUGAAUAAAAUGAGUCCACCAAAUUUUGAGAAAGUAGAUCCCAAAGAAGUGAUCCAAGAAGCUAGUAUAAAUAUUGUUUACCCUAGUGAAGCAUCAUCUCAAUAUGUUUCAAAGCCCAGCACAUCACAUACUCCCGGUCUCAUUCAAAUCUCAAGUGUGACUCCAGAUUUGAUCUCAUCUAUUCAACCCCAAUUCACAACUGAAAAAUCACCUGAACCAAGUAAAAAAGAGGAACAGGAAUCUCCAAAAUCCUCAAAACAAGUAAGGAUCUCAAAUCAGUUUGAAGGUGAAGCGCUCAAUCUUGACCAGAGCUUAAAAAAAGGAAUCCUUUGUUCUGUAAAUAACUGUCAUAUCAAGUUAAAAGAUUUGAAGAAUUUGUCAUAUCAUAGAAAAUGUCACCAGGGUGGCAAACUAAUUUGUCCCGAGUGUGGUUGUGCUUUCUCAAAUACUGCACCACUACAUACACAUCUGUGGAAGUUACACGCAAUAGAUUUAGAAUUGCCAACUUGUGAACUAUGUGGAUAUAAGACAUACAAAAGACAUAGGUUGUUCCAGAUACAUAUGAAGUGUCAUAAGGCAACACAUAAUCAUACAUGUUCAAUAUGUUCAAAAUCAUUUAAAAAUUCAAACCAGCUGUCUAAACACAAAAUGAUUCACAAAAAGGGUAACCCCGUGGAAUGUCCCAUCUGUAAGGUUCAAAUUGUGAGUGAACGACGGCUCAAGCACCACAUAGCAACAGUACAUGAUAAGCUGAAGCCUAUAAAAUGUACAGAAUGUGAACAUUCAUUCUCAAAAAGACAAGAUCUUAUAUUGCAUAUGAGGUCCCACACAGGUGACAAGCCUUAUGCCUGUGAGCAGUGUAACUAUAGAACUUCAGAUCACAAUGCAUACAGAAGGCACAAUAAAAUGCAUUCAAAAGAUGGUGUGUAUAAAUGUAAAUACUGCCCAUACACAGCCAUACAAUCCACAGUAUUGACUUCUCAUAUUAUCUCAAAACAUCCCAAUAUCUCAUCAAAUGACAUUCAUUGUUGCCCUUACUGUCCAUUCAAGUCAAUAAAUAAAGAUAAAUACGUUGUGCACAUUACAACACAUACAGAUAAAGAAGGCAUACAUUUGCUAUUGGAAAUGAAUAAGAAUAAAACCAACAAACCAAGUUGGACAAUACCCAGUGAAACUACUACUCAAACCGCUAAUAACGAUAAUACAAAUGAACAGAACAAUGAAACUAAUUCAAAAACAGUAAAUCGAAUACCUAUAGAAGUAUAUGAUUGUGAUAGUUUACCUGAAAGACAGGAGUUCUCUACAAAAUAUUGCACUACUUCCUCAAAUACAGAUAUUGUGAAUAAUUUUAGUGAUCAAGAUGCUGUUACAGAUUUGAGUAAGGAUUACAAUAAUUCUGAUUGCCUCAUAACCGAAAGUCCAAAUAAUACCAUAGAGAGGCAUCAAUUUAAUACUCAACAUUCAUUGCAAAUGACAUUCAAUGUAUCACAACCUAACCUGCAUUUUCUUAAUACUUCAGCAUCUAUAGAACAGACACUAUUGCAAAGUACGAACGUAAAUUCACUCGCACCGAAUCAUUCUUCAAUGGGUGAUAAUAUCAAUAAUAAUAUAAUGUCAAACUUUCCCAUAAGACUACCUCAUUCACCAGUAUCAAUGCGAAACAAUAUAACAUUUAAAGCUGUUGAUAAAAUAACAAUGCCCAUGUCUAGAGUUACAGGACCUAUUAUUAAACCCACUCAAAUAUUACCUGUUCCAUCAUCUAGCCAUUCCCCAAUAAGUAUUUCAAAUGAACUUGAGGGAGUACCACGAAAAAAGGCUAAAAUAUCUGUAAAAAGUAAUUUAAUAUUGAAAGGCCCUGAUCAGGUUAACAUGUUUCAUUCACAACAAAAAAUGGCUUUUAAACAGUUGCAGGAUAGUGAAAGAUAUGGACUUGGUGGUCCUGUCACAUUUAACAAUUUAAUUCAUGCAACAACUCAAUUUAUGCAAUUACCUACAGAGCCUGUACUAAGUGAAUCUCCAAACACAAUCAUGAGUUAUACACCGGAUAGUAUGUUGAGUGAUACAGCAACCACUCCUGUAGAAAACGAAAUGACCACUGAUUCUCAAAUAUUUUCAUUUAACCAGCAACUGAAUGGAACAAUGCUUCCUACAACACAGAAAUUACAAACAAAUGAUCCAAGUUAUAUCAAGCUAGAAGCGACAAUAAAACAAAAUACACAGUCGCCUAGUCUGGAGAGAAUGUGCAACGUAAAUUUGAUGAGCAAUCCAGCUUUGAAUAGAGAAUAUAAAGCAUCACCGCCCUUGGAAGAUAUUCAUAAAAACAUUAAUGAAAUAAAGAAUGAAUUAAAAUCGGACACAUUUUACAAUGUUCCCCUAAGCGAUGCAACUACAAAUCCACCAUUAAUUGACCAAUAUCUCAUUGAUAAUAUAAUACCGGAACAAUAUCCAUCCCAUAUGGACCUUUCAGCUGUAGUGAUGCAAGAGUUAACUGAUGAACACAAUGACGUAAUUGAAAUUGAUGAUAAUUCAGACGAUAAUAAACUAUUACCACGGUUUGAUAUGAACUUCCCUUUGGAAUCCUUGUACUUGAUGCAUAACGAUUUUCAUUUCUUAGAAAAUGAUGGCCAAUUAAACAGCAGUUCAGAGAUGAAUGUUAAUGAAAUUAACAGAAUUGUCACAGAGUUGCCGCUGACAAAUCAAAAAGAGAGCUUAGAAAUAGCACAACCGGAGAAUGGUGACUUUGGUUAUAUUCAGGGCAAAAAGGAUCCAAUGAUGAAUACGUCAGUUAGACCGUCUACAAAUAAAAUCAAUGUAAAAAAUAUAGAGUUAAUGAAAAAUUAAUAUAGUUACAUAAAGUACGUAAGUUAUUAUAUAAUAUACACUAUUAAAUUGUAAAUUGUUAUCUGGUUUGUAGUAAUUUUAAGAAUGAAAAUAAAAGACUGCAUUUUGUUGA